AUGAAAGCCAGAGACGUCAAUCUCAACGGUAACUUCUCACUCGCACAAAAGCCCCACGAACCCGAGGACGGCCGGGACACACCACGGGCAGCAGGCUGGCACAAGGCAGCGGACAACGCCAGGAUCGGGAACGACACCACCACUCAGCCACAGGCACCUGAGAGAACCAACCGGGAGCGUUCCGGGAGCACCGCACACACCCCGGGUGUGCACGGGCUCACCGCACGGGCGGUACGGGGAGCCUUCCCCCGGCAGACGCGAGGCACCCACUCCGAGAGGCACCCAACCACCACACCCACACCGCGUGGGGUCGGUGUCCGGGCCGGGACCGGCCCCACCACCUAUCGGCUCACCCGGGGACCCUCUCCCCCGACUCCCGAGACGUCCCUCGUACUCUCCUUUUUUCGCCCUCAAAGACCAGAGUCCAGGGAGGGGAGGAGGACAAGGCGUCGGGCCCAGACAGAACUACUGGUCGACCCGACAAAGCUGCCACCCCCCGCACAGACCGGGCACCGAAGAGAGAGCGGCGACGCACGGCCCCACCCCGCGCUCGCCUGCGGGCGCAAAGUCCGACAGAACAGCCGCCCCGGCGCCACAGCGACACCACGGCGACAGUCGCGCCCGGCACCCGGCAGAGGCCGGGCCUCCGCCCGGCUCGCUGCCGCCAGACCUCCUCCUCCUCCACUCGCUCGCUCGGCUGAGAACGAGGGGACUGUCAUAUCAAAGCGGACGCCAGGGGGAGCACGACAACCGCCUUCCAACGACCGACUCCACCGAGCCGCCGUACCCCGGAUCGGCGCGCGCCGGCCGGCUCUGAGCUCCGGAGACACAGAACACGGAAACAAAUCGCCUCACUCACCACCGCCACGCACCGAGUGGCACAACCUAGGUCAGGACCUGCAGCCGGGUCCUCUCUGCGACCUCACGAACGACACCAGAGCCACCAGAGACCUAGACCGAGAUCGGGCCGCCGCCGCCGCCGCCGCCGCCGCCAGCGACCAAAGUGAAACCAGGAACCAGGACGAGAUUCGCCCGAACGGAGCGGCCCGAACCCGAGAACCGGGAAGCUGGGAUCGGUCCCAAGCAGGAAGGGGCGGCAAAGACGGCAGGCCCGCACCACGAGAGAAAACGAACCGGCCACCCGCACGACCUCCGCCGCCCGUGGCAAGACCCCCACCCCCGCCCAACAUGGCCAGAAAAGGGCAAAUGGAAACCAGAAAGAGAAAAAAAAAAAAAAAAAAAAACUCCCAAAGAUGGGUCGGCUCCAGCAAGAGACGAGCCGUCGGGAGGCACCCCGCUCACUUGUGAAAGUCCGCUCCUCG
Messenger RNA from Dipodomys spectabilis (banner-tailed kangaroo rat), 1322 nucleotides. RefSeq names its product serine/arginine repetitive matrix protein 1-like. The record is from RefSeq and is a predicted model, not a curated record. The transcript is spliced from 5 exons. Bases 1 to 1308 code for a protein of 435 amino acids. NCBI's taxonomy places the organism in Eukaryota, Metazoa, Chordata, Mammalia, Rodentia, Heteromyidae.